GCCGGCUGAACGCAUACGGUUUUUGGAGGGGAGGGGGCGGUUCACGACUUGACGCAGGAGGGAAGAUGGCGGACGAGGAAAAGCUUCCACCCGGGUGGGAAAAACGAAUGAGUCGCAGCUCAGGGCGUGUGUAUUAUUUUAACCAUAUGACUAAUGCUAGUCAGUGGGAACGACCAACCUGCAGUGGGAAAAACGGACAGGGGCAAGGGGAACCACAAAAGGUGCGAUGUUCUCAUCUGCUGGUGAAGCACAGCCAGUCGAGGCGUCCCUCCUCAUGGAGGCAGGAGAAGAUCACCCGCAGCAAAGAUGAGGCGUUAGAACUCAUUAAUAGUUAUAUUCAGAAGAUAAAAUCUGGAGAUGAAGACUUUGAGGCACUUGCAUCUCAGUUCAGUGACUGCAGCUCUGCUAAGGCUGGAGGUGAUCUGGGCUCCUUUGGGAGAGGUGACAUGCAAAAACCCUUUGAGGAUGCAUCCUUCGCUCUGCGGCCUGGAGAAAUGAGCGGUCCUGUCUUCACAGAUUCCGGCAUCCACAUUAUUCUGCGCACUGAGUGAAUCACCUGUUUUAGAAAUAUUUCCCCGUACACCCUUUCGUAGCGGUGAUAAGGGUUCUGGAAUAGAGCUAAGGAAGGGGAAGAGCCUGGUAGAUUAGGCAGUACUAUACAUUUGGUGAUCUCGUCAAACAUUAUGGAAGUUUGCAGUGUGUCCUCAUAGUUCUAUGUUUAUUGGGACUACCCUGACAAUAAUGGUGAGAAUUUCCAAGUGUUAAGGGGAUCUGCAUGAAGAGAUGGGACUUUUUCUAAAUUCUGGAGUUUCUCAAGCUCCUUCAUUAUCUGAUGGCACCUAAAAGAGUAGAAAGAACUUUACUCCACUUAAACUAUGUAUACCUUAUUGUUAAUUAUCUUUCUAAUAUAGCAUGAAAGCCUUUGUGGCAGGGGCUGUGGCAUGUUUUAAUUCUUAAAAA
Spea bombifrons (plains spadefoot toad) is the source of this 960-nucleotide messenger RNA. RefSeq names its product peptidylprolyl cis/trans isomerase, NIMA-interacting 1 (gene PIN1). The transcript has 4 exons. Gene Ontology annotation, cellular component: cytosol; nucleus. Gene Ontology annotation, molecular function: peptidyl-prolyl cis-trans isomerase activity; protein binding. The record is from RefSeq and is a predicted model, not a curated record. Lineage: Eukaryota; Metazoa; Chordata; Amphibia; Anura; Pelobatidae. Bases 66 to 551 code for a protein of 161 amino acids.